CAAGUGCAGUGAAACGCCGCAACCAUUUAUUUCAGUAUAUUUGUUUGACACUUGCAUUAACCCACAAAAUGAACAAAUAAACCAGCCAAUUACAUAUCGCUCACUGCCAAAGUCGAAAAGAAAAACAAUUCCAUUAAUAAUUAAUCAUAAUCACUCAAAAAAAGUAAUCAAAAAUCAAUUAAAAAUGUAACAAAAGAAAAUACAAAAAAAUACAAGUAGUUUAUGCAUCCAUUUAAUAAAGUCGUCAUCGCACCACAUCGCAUCGGGCUACACUUAGAAACAUUUUAUCUCUUUUCGACUGCCACACCAUCAACGCAUCUAAUCGCAUCACAAAGGACUUAAAAAAUUCUCUACUCUAAAACUUCGUUUUCAGCGUCGGACACAAUCGACUUGUGUCUUUUUCUGAUUUUUCCACAGUAAAGACGUGUUCUGCUCAUAGUUCUCGUUUUCAUAUGCUGUGUCUGUCUGCCUCUGCGACGAUAGCAAAAAAUUUCUAAGUUCAAAAAAUCCAUUGACUUAGAAAAAUUUUCACACAAAAAUUUUUCAUCAUAUUAAAGUACUAAUCAAAUCAAAGACCUUUUGAAAAUGAGUGUUGAAGUUGUGGAAGACGUUGCAAUUUCUUCGGAUGAUACCCCAGCGGUCGCAGAAAAUGGAGGGGAUGCGACUGGACAAAUGAAUGGGGUUAGCAACGGACAUGACCACAGUAGUAGCAAGCAUAAGUCAUCCAGUAAAGACAAGUAUAGAGACAAAGAUCGCGACCACAAAAGUUCAAAAAGUAGCAGUAGUCGCGAUAAAAGUUCAUCUGAUAAAAAGCAUAGUUCGUCAUCAAGUAGCAAAGACAAGCAUAGAGAUAAAGAUCGGGAUAAGAAUAAAGAAAAAGAUAAGCAGCGCGAUAAAGAUCGUGAUAAGGAUCGUAGUGACAAGCACAAGUCGUCAUCGUCAUCUCACAAGUCUUCAUCACGAGAUAAAGACAAGGAACGUGAAAAAGAUCGUCAACGGGAUAAAAACAAGGAAAAAAGUCGAGAUGACAAGGAACGCGAAAAGAAUGGAGAAAAGGAUAAAGACCGAGAGCGUAAUGGCGAAAAAGACAAAGACAAAGACCGGGAACGCCGCAAGGAUCACAAAAGUAGCAGUUCGAAUAGUAAGCCUCGUUCUGAACGAGAACAUUCGGACAAAGAUCGUUCCGAUCGUCACAAGAGCUCAUCAUCGAGCUCUAAAAAUAAACAUUCCAGCAGUAGCUCUUCGUCUAAACACAGAGAAAAAAGUAACCACUCGAGCAAAGAUGAGAGGCCCCAUGAAUACAAUAAUGGUGAGAGCAUGAAAGCCGUACCUCCAAACAAUGAUUAUAAUGAAUCUUGUACAGGUUUUGAUAACUCCGUCGUCAAGGAAGAUGCAGUCUUUUUGAGACCAGAUGAAGGUUUUAAUAUGUCCCAAGCCAGUUCAUGUGAUUAUUCAAUGACUCAGUUUAAAAAAGACGAACCACCGUUCGACAUCAAAGAAGAAGCUUCUGACAAUGAGAAUGAUGUUGACGUUUCUGGCAACAACAAUCAACAGGAUAUAAUGGAAGUUGAUGGAGACGUUGAUCCGCUUACUAUAACUUCCAAUUCCAUAAAAGAAGAGGAAGAGGAGGAUGACGAUGAUGAUGUGCCUUUGAUGAAGCGUAAACCACCAGCCGAAUUGGAAGAUAGUGAUGAAGAUGUACCAUUGUUGCAAAAGAAAAAACAAAAAGUUUCCAAAAAAGAUAAGGAAAAGAAAAAUGAUAAAAAGAAGGAAAAGAAGGUAAAGCGAGAGAUUAAAGAGGAAGAAGAUGAUUAUGACGAGAAGCCGCUUAAGAAAAAAAUCAAAAAGGAAAACGCAACAGCUGUUCAAGCAACACCAACUAAAAAGAGAGGAAGGGCUGGUGUAAAAGAAGAGGAACCAGAAGUUUGGCGUUGGUGGGAAGAAGAAAAGCGUGCUGAUGGAGUUAAAUGGAACACCCUCGAACACAAGGGUCCGGUGUUUGCACCUCCAUACGAACCACUGCCCAAGAAUGUGAAAUUCUAUUACGAUGGCAAAGAAAUGAAACUGACUAAUGAAACCGAAGAAGCGGCAACAUUCUAUGCCAAAAUGUUGAACCAUGAUUACGUGACUAAGAAGCAAUUCAAUGAAAAUUUCUUUAAAGACUUCCGAAAGACAAUGACAUCCAAGGAGAGAGACAUUAUCAAGGACUUGAAGAAAUGUAACUUCCAAGAAAUGUUCCAGUACUUUACCGCCGAAUCUGAGAAGCGCAAGAAUGCCUCCAAAGAAGAGAAGGCUGCUCGUAAGGUAGAAAAUGAGGAACAAAUCAAGGAGUAUGGAUUUUGUAUUAUUGAUGGACAUAAGGAGCGAAUCGGAAACUUUCGACUGGAACCUCCAGGAUUGUUCCGAGGUCGUGGUGAGCAUCCGAAAAUGGGCAUGAUUAAGCGUCGUAUUAUUGCCGAAGACGUUUCCAUAAAUUGUUCAAAGGAAAGCAAAGUGCCAGUUCCUCCUCCCGGCCACAAAUGGAAGGAUGUGCGUCACGAUAACUCGGUGACUUGGUUGGCUUCAUGGACGGAAAAUGUACAGGGACAAGUCAAAUACAUUAUGUUGAAUCCAUCGUCGAAGUUGAAGGGCGAAAAGGAUCACGUUAAGUAUGAAACAGCCAGACGAUUAGACAAGGUUAUUGAUAAGAUUCGUUCUACAUAUCGUGAUGAAUGGAAGUCAAAGGAGAUGCGUGUGCGGCAGAGGGCUGUAGCAUUGUAUUUCAUUGACAAGUUGGCUCUGAGAGCUGGUAACGAAAAAGACGAGGAUCAGGCCGAUACUGUGGGUUGUUGUUCAUUGCGAGUGGAACAUGUUAGCUUGCACAAGCAAAUGAAUGGAAAAGAAAAUGUUGUUGUGUUUGAUUUUCUUGGUAAGGAUUCCAUUCGUUAUUAUAAUGAAGUUGAAGUCGAGAAGAGGGUCUUCAAGAAUCUGGAGUUAUUUAUGGAAAAUAAGAAAGAAGGCGAUGACCUUUUUGACAGACUUAACACUCAAGUGUUGAACGAACAUUUAAAAGAACUUAUGGAUGGUCUUACUGCAAAAGUUUUCCGUACAUACAACGCUUCGAUAACAUUACAAAAUCAGUUGGAUUUGCUUACUGAACCCGAUUCAACUAUACCCGAAAAACUUUUAGCCUACAAUCGGGCCAAUCGGGCUGUAGCAAUUUUAUGUAACCAUCAGCGUUCUGUGCCAAAAUCACAUGCCAAAAGUAUGGAAACAUUGAAAGAGAAGAUUCGCCUAAAGCGAGAACAACUUGAAGAUGCUGAAAGCGAGUAUCCGGACCUAAAGAAAGCUGCCAAAAGAGGAUCAGUUAAGGAGAAAUUCAGUGCGGAUAAGAAACUCAAAGUAAUUGAACGUCUUAAGGAUCAACUUAAAAAACUAGAACUACAAGAGACUGAUAGAGAUGAAAACAAAUCCAUUGCAUUGGGUACAUCUAAAUUAAAUUAUCUCGAUCCUAGAAUUUCGGUUGCAUGGUGCAAAAAGAACGGGGUACCAAUUGAAAAGAUUUUCAAUAAAACACAAAGAGAGAAAUUUAAUUGGGCCAUUCACAUGGCAGAUGAAAAUUAUCGUUUCUAAGUUAAAUUAUACUCCACGCCUAGCAGUAUAAAUAAGCUUAUACGAAUACAACAUAUUUAAUUACCGAAUAUAAUAAAUAACCACCAACCAACAACAUCAAACAACGUAUGCAACUUACGUUACAAACAACAAAAUAAUAUAAAAUUAUUUUCCCUCAUCAGACAUUUCACACAAGAAAACGACUUAGGGUUUUUUUUAUUAUUAUUAUUAUAAAUUAUUAUGAUAAGAAAAUUAGUAUCAUUGCACACACUAAACAAUUUAUAAAUAACUAUACAUAUUAAGAAGUAACUAGUAGAUAUAUAUAUUUUAUUAUAAUAUGUCCUAUACAUAAUUUUUAAGAAGAACCAGAAGAUAAUAUUUAGUUAUUUUAUUAUGUAUUAUUUUUUUCUUUUUCUUGCUAUAAUUUUUCAAAAACAACAAAGCAAAUUUAACAAACAAAAACCUUCCUUAGUUAAUUUAUAAACACAAAGCAAAACAAAACAAAACAAUAAGAUAAACUCAGCGAAAUGAUAAGAAAUAGGAAGGAUUGUGUGUUUUAAUAAUCCUGUGCAAUUAUAAUGAAAUUUUAAAUGCAUUAAUGUAUUUGACUAUGUAUAUUUUAAGAUUAGUUCGAUUUAUAACAAAUUAAACAAAACAAAACAAAAGAAAAAAAGAAAUAAACUGAUGAUGCUGAAUUUUCAAUAAACAACAACUUAGAAAGAAUUGUGAAGAAAAUGAAAAUUUGACAAAAAAAAUAUGAUUUGUUUAAAAUAUAAAACAAACCAAGACAAAAAUAUGUUUGUUUGUUUGUUUCCAUAAGAAGAAGAAAAAGAAGAAGAGAACUUAAUCAAAGUUUGAAAACUUUAAAAGAAAAAUUAGUAACCAUAAAUAAAAAGUGUCGUAUCUAAUAAGACUUUUUCAAGAACAAAAAAGAAAAUUGACUCGCAGGUGAAAAUUAGUAAGAAGAUAGGAUGCAAUAGAUCUUACUCUCUUUGCACCCGAAUUUCCAAAAAAAAAAAAUUAAAAUACAUAUGUACAUGUUAUGUAUAUGUAUGAUAUACAUACAUUGUAUGUAUGAAUGUAAACAUUUUGGAAUAAAAAGAGCUCAGACCGAGAGAAACUUGUGGGUUUCUUUUGAAAGUUUUCAUUUUAAGAAUUUUUUCAUAGACUAGCAAGAUAAUAAAAAAAGUUUUAUGAAAUAAAUCAA
Messenger RNA from Eupeodes corollae, 4798 nucleotides. RefSeq names its product DNA topoisomerase 1 (gene Top1). Bases 586 to 3612 code for a protein of 1008 amino acids. The transcript has 8 exons. Gene Ontology annotation, cellular component: chromosome; nucleolus. NCBI's taxonomy places the organism in Eukaryota, Metazoa, Arthropoda, Insecta, Diptera, Syrphidae. The record is from RefSeq and is a predicted model, not a curated record. Gene Ontology annotation, molecular function: DNA binding; DNA topoisomerase type I (single strand cut, ATP-independent) activity. Gene Ontology annotation, biological process: DNA replication; DNA topological change; chromosome segregation.